CUAAAGUAAAGAUAACACAUUUACACGACAAGCUGAUCUAGAUUGACCUCGUGGAUUUUUAUCAUGUAUCAUAAUGUCCGAGUUUAAAAUUUGAUAAUGAAGAAAUACCGAUACAAAAAUGUUGUUCAUUAACCCACAUGACUGUACAAGUAAUAUGCAAACAUUGGCCUUGUAUUGUCCGUCGAAACGUAACAUGUUUUUGAAUAAACAGUGAAUUGUUCAUAGGGAGUGUGUCUUUACAAAUCAACAAACAAGAGAAAAUGGAAGACGAAACGACGCCCCUUCUGAAGACGGCAUCGAUUCAGACAACGACUUCUACCAUCGUCAGAAACGAGAAAGCGUCAACGGAGCUCCGGCGAGCACACUUCUGGUUAGUGCCUGUCUUGCUUAUGAUGUAUGUGGGUAUUAACACCGGAUAUUACGUCAUACAGCAAUGGGUGCAGCGUUUUAUCGUGAUACGUUAUGGAGUAGAUACGGGGAACCUAACGACUACGGCGGGUUGCGACGCACAGACGAACAUUUCCGGUUACGCUGCGUACAUGCGUGUGGAGCAGGACACAGCCCAGUGGGAGAUGUACGUCUCCCUGGCAACGACUAUCCCAGCGUUCUUCGCCUCAACACUGAUUCCCUCAUAUUCGGAUAGCUUUGGUCGAAAAUACCUGUUUAUCCUGGGCAUCACUAGCACCACGCUAAGACUAGCUGUAACUUCCGUGUGCAUAUAUUUCCAAUGGGACCUUAUCUGGAUAGUUGUAGCCGCAGUUGUUGAUGGGAUGACAGGCGGGUUUUACACGAUCAUGUCCGCCUCAAUGUCUUACAUCGCUGACAUCACACCCACAGGGAGUAAACGAACUACCGCUUUAACCGUGAACGACGGGCUCUUGUUGAUAUGUAGUACAUUCUCGGGCGUCGGAUCUGGAUUUUUCAUACAGCACAAAGGGUUUCUACUACCGAUUGUAUCUUGCUGUGGUCUAUGUGUCGUUGCUUUCUUUACGGCUGUCUGUUUCUUACCAGAAACCCACAUGAAACAUCACCGGACUAAACCGAAGUCAGCUCUGUGCAUGUUAAAACGUAUGACUCACAUUUAUACUAAUAACGCUUUCAAGAAGAGAAGAUCUGCAUACCUGAUACUGAUCACAGCGUACUUCUUCCAGGAGCUUGUCAGUACGCACCGCAGUUCCAUCGAGAUUCUCUACCAGCUUGGGCGGCCGUUCUGCUGGAGCGCCGAGAAGAUCGGACUGUUCUCGGCGGCUCGGCACUUCACGCAGGGCAUCGCCGGCAUGGUGCUCAUUGUGCCGCUCAAGAGCUGCAUGUCGGACAUCACCCUGACCAUAGUCAGCGCGAUCUUCUGCACCGGCUCAUUCGUCAUGGAGGCGCUCGCAAUCACAGACACGGUGCUCUACCUCGUACCAGUGCUGGCCACAUUUGCCUUCCUCGCAGUUCCUCUACUCAAGAGCUUGCUGUCUAUAAUGACCCCGGCUGAUACUCAAGGUUCGCUGUUCGCCAGUAUCGUUUUGGUGCAGAGUGUGUGCGGGGUAAUGGCGGACUUCCUAUUUAACCAGGUAUAUUCUGCCACAGUCUCGUUUUACAACGGCGCCGUCUUCCUUCUCAUCGCCGCGCUUUCCAUGGUCGUCGUCUUCCUCGUGCUAUUCUACAAAAUAACGCUCACACCAGAACAAGAAGAUAAAACCGUUAUUCUUGAACGGGGGUCGGACACAAUUGAGCGAAGUUGACACGUGAGCUACAUUACACUGUGGUGUGAAUGUUCUGCUUCUUUACAAAGAAGAUAAAUGUACCUGAGGCCACAUCGGACAGGCCUUCCACUGUCACAAACGUACCAUGCUUGUCCGCAUCAUGAUGCUGUACAUCAAUUUGAUGGGGCAUUCAAUUCAUUUUAUAUCGUACAGUUCACUGAUUAUUGUAAUCAGUUUCCAUGGACGCAGGGAUAAUGCAGGAGAGUCAAGAAUUCAAUAGCAUGUUAUGUUAUUUCAGACUGCUACUGUAUUUGCAAUUGUGUCUUGAACGUUACUCAUAUUCUAGUCAGAACAGUAUUACUGCAAUUAGUAAUUUUAUAGUAUUGCUGUUGUUGUGUCUAGUUACUGUUACCUAUUCCUUGAACGUCUGUCAGUAAAUAUGUAUAUAGAUAAAUGUAAACAUCCCAUA
Molecule: messenger RNA, 2160 nt
Organism: Dreissena polymorpha
Lineage: Eukaryota; Metazoa; Mollusca; Bivalvia; Myida; Dreissenidae
Product: solute carrier family 46 member 3-like
Exons: 4
Coding region: 261-1730 (489 amino acids)
Biological process (GO): transmembrane transport
Cellular component (GO): membrane
Molecular function (GO): transmembrane transporter activity
Source: RefSeq, a predicted model, not a curated record